GACCUCUGCCCAUUGAUAUUGUUCGUCUCAAGACCAUUUCACUCCUCCAAUGUCCAGCGCUCUUCUCGGAUGGACAAAAGGCGGUAAUUGAACACAUAUCAGCGCACGGAUUGCUAUUCUAAACGGCUUGAAACUGGACGACAUUGACGUAUUGUGCUUGCCGGAGGUUACGCGCGGUCAGAAGACAUCUUUUGUGCAUCGACAAGCCUUUUGUUCCUACCGGGUCGAAGGCUCGCCAGAAGACGGGUGCCAGCGGAGGGUGCCAGCGGACUACGGGAUAUAUAAACGCAUCGAAUAAUGACACCCCCUCGUCAAAACACCGCCCUUUCCCAGGCACCUAGCACCACACCGGCCAAGGCGAAGACCACCGCGGGCUCCACAUUCAACACGUCAAAACUUGAAGGCAAGCGAAAUGUCAUGUUUGAGUCGACCCGUCUCCUCCUUAUUCCGAACGAACGUAUGGAAGCGAUCUUACCCUUGCCCGAAUGGGUCGCGGCAUGCGUAGAGCAGCUGUCGGAUAGCCAUCCAGUUUUCACAGGGAAGGAAUGGGAUGACCUUCCACACCUCACCACGAAAGAUCAAACGUCGACCCUUGUGGGCAAGGAAGAUGAAGUCUUCCAAGCUUACCGCCCUCUCCACGAAUUGAUCGUCAAGACCUGUGGGAGUUGGCCAGGAAGCUCAGAGGCGCGACCUGUUUUGCUCCGGCCGAAAAAUACGCCCAAGUCCACCCUGAAGGAAAAUUCAAGCAGGCCAGAUGGAGCGAAUCCAAAGGACAGUUCCCUGAAGAUCGAAUGGGACAAGGAGCGGUACGUGUGGGUCGACCUGUUUUCGGCGUACGAGUUCAAGAAUGCGAACGAGAAGAAUCUGGUUGGUCUCAUGGGUAUCCAGAACACCAAGCAAAUCAUCUGGGACCUGCAACAUAUGUUGUGGGAGAAUAUCAAUCGCCGGUUCGCGGUCGGUAUGACCAUAGAGGAGACAGAGGCACGUCUGUGGGUAGCGACUCGCUCCGCGAUACUCGUCAGCACGGGGUUUGACACGCAGACGGAGCGCAAACGCCUAUUCCGGACAUUUGCCUUCUUUGCGUUCGCGGAUCAGACCGCACUCGGUCUGGACCCAACAAUGAGAAUGCCGAAAGGCGCAGACUUCUUCCUCGUCAACAUUGACGGGAAGCGGUAUCAAGUUCGGAAAAGGCCAAUCGCGGAUCACCGAGCGCGCGCGCUGCACGGGAGUGCGUGUCGUGUCUAUGAAGCAUGGCUCGUCAAUGACGACGCCAAUCGGCUGCCAAAAACCGAUGUCGCAGAUCUGAAGCGGGCGAAGAGGGUAGCGAUCAAAGAGGUUUGGCGGGACGAGUAUCGGGAGCCUGAACGGAAGAUCUACGAUCGGGUGAUGAAGGCGAUCAAGGAGAUCGAGAAGAGGAGCCCCGAAAAAUUGAAUCUGCGCCCUGGCGACAAGGCUGAGGAUUACUUCGUCAACAUCAGCGGUGAUGAAGAAGUGAUGGUCAAUGGAGUCCGCGAUGGUACAGCAGGAAUCAUGGCCGGUAAAGAGUUUCCGAAAGGAGCAGCUUGGAUCAAGACGUCACUUGGUAUGCAGACUGGAAGGGACGACAGGAUCGGAGUGUACAGUCCCAGUAUGCUGAACUCCGAGGGGGGCGAAGGCAGGAAGGAAAUCUCGUUGAAAGCCAAGAGCGGGGAACUUGUACCCUCUCCGCCCUCUCCGCACACUCUGCCCCAAAUUCACCACCGUGUCCAUUAUCGAACCGUGAUGGACAACAUUGGAGAACCGUUGCACCACAUCGCGAGGUUAGAUGUCGCAUUUAAAGCGCUAGCUGAUGUCGUCCAGGCAUGCAAAAUAAUGUGCAUUGCCGGGUUCAACCAUCGUGAUCUAUCUCCAGGCAAUAUCAUUGUUGACGAGAAGAACGAACGAGGGCGGCUCAGUGAUCUGGAAUUUGCGAAGAUUCAUAUGAGUGACGGAGCGGGGCACCAUGUGCGGACUGGGACUCCCGAUUUUAUGGCGGUGGAGGUGCUCCGUGGCUUUUAUAUGUUCGACCCCAAUGAACCCGAGGAUGGGGACAAGGACUUUCCAUUGCGCCAUAACGCUGGUCAUGACCUCGAGUCAAUCUUUUGGAUCGCCAUCUUCAUGUUGUACAACUCCAUGGUGGACGACGAGGACCAAGCGGAACACGCCAUUGACCAAAGGAAGGGACGAGAUGAAAUCUUCGACUCUCAAUACCGAAAGGACCUUUUCCUUUCAGGCAGAGAGCUCGGCCGCAAAAUGGCUCAACACUUCGACGGUUCUAGUUUCAAGGCGAUGAAGCAUGUGUUGGAAAUGCAGAAAUCGCUGAAAGUCGCGUACACGGAAUUUGAAGCGGGUCUGAGCGACGAGGAUCAGGGGAAGGAACGCAAUACACAUUUUCUCAAGGUACACGACUAUUUUGGGGAAAAAUUGCUAGAAAUGAGCGCCAUUUUCAAGGGGAAGAAGUGCGAAAGAGUGGACGAUAUUCUGCGGGCGGACCGACGCAAGCUAAAGGCGACGCAAUUGAACCAGGAGGUGGAUAGUUAGUCCAGAUGGCUUAUGACGCACUCUGGCCACAUUAUUCAAUUGCCUACAUACGAUUUCUCAAAUACCUAUACCCUACGUACUGGAAGCGAGGGCCACUCAACAACCCUUCCCACCUUCGAUCCGAUGUUAGGCCACCGCAGGCGAGACAGCUGCCGACUUUUUCGUCGGCUGUUCAUUAACCCAUGGGGUCAUGAGUGCUAGGAAUAAUUAUCCAUCCAUCCGACUUGAGCACCUCCACUGCAGCUUGGAUGUGAUCUUCAGUAAUGAGGACAUAGAAAGGAGGGAGGAAGCAUACCACGUCGACAUUGCAAAUAUCGGGAUCCGGGCAGCUUUCAACGGCUCACUAAGCGCGUUCAGGAUACCUGUCAAGCCUGUUGCAUAGUAAACCGUGAGUGAAGAGCCUGGUCAAUAUGAGAAACUGACUGUGUUCCAUCGGUCCAUGCACUUUGAGCGCCCGCCAACGAGUGUGAAUGCCUUCCGGUGCACCGUCAAACUGGGAGAACGCUGAGAACAGCAGCGGAUGGUUGCAAUAGAACGAACCUCAGUUGACCAAUCCUGGGUAUCUGUCACUACAGAGACUUCUUCCUCAGUUCGUGUGAUAGAAGUGAACACUGGGCGAUUGAAAUCAAUCGGCC
This is a messenger RNA of Dacryopinax primogenitus, 3194 nucleotides long. RefSeq lists its product as uncharacterized. Lineage: Eukaryota; Fungi; Basidiomycota; Dacrymycetes; Dacrymycetales; Dacrymycetaceae. The record is from RefSeq and is a predicted model, not a curated record. Gene Ontology annotation, molecular function: ATP binding; protein kinase activity. The transcript is spliced from 7 exons. Gene Ontology annotation, biological process: protein phosphorylation. Bases 298 to 2559 code for a protein of 753 amino acids.